AUGUGUUUGGAAAUGACUCGUGCUUCCGUUCUUGCUGACGCUCUCAACGCCAUCUACAACGCCGAGAAGGCUGGUAAGAGACAAGUUCUCAUCAGACCCUCCUCCAAGGUCAUCAUCAAGUUCCUGACUGUCAUGCAGGCUCACGGCUACAUUGGUGAAUUCGAGUACGUCGAUGAUCACCGUGCCGGCAAGAUUGUUGUCCAGCUCAACGGUCGCCUCAACAAGUGCGGUGUCAUUUCCCCCAGAUUCAACGUCCGCAUUGACGAGAUUGAACAGUGGGUCAGCAACCUCCUCCCCGCCAGACAGUUCGGUUUCAUUGUCCUCACCACCUCUGCUGGUAUCAUGGACCACGAGCAGGCCAGAAAGAAGCACGUUGCUGGCAAGAUGCUUGGUUACUUCUACUAA
Molecule: messenger RNA, 405 nt
Organism: Magnusiomyces paraingens
Lineage: Eukaryota; Fungi; Ascomycota; Dipodascomycetes; Dipodascales; Dipodascaceae
Product: 40S ribosomal uS8 domain-containing protein
Exons: 2
Coding region: 1-405 (134 amino acids)
Biological process (GO): translation
Cellular component (GO): ribosome; cytosolic small ribosomal subunit
Molecular function (GO): structural constituent of ribosome
Source: RefSeq, a predicted model, not a curated record